GGACUCCAUUCCCACUUUCCUAAAACCCUUGGCACACCCCCGUUUCGCACUUCCAGGCCCACUCACACUCCGAUCAGGAAGUCACGUCGGGCAUGAGGUUAAAUCGGAGCUGGCACGUGGCAGGCCCAGAGAUUGUCGAUCAGGACAUGCUCAUCACAUUGAAUGGACACUCGGGGCAUUGCGGGAUGCUGGACUCAAGAUUGCGCUGGAGAAAAGUGAGUUUUUCCUUCCUGGAAAUCUCGUUUCUGGGACGGGAAGACGAAGUCCCCGAUGAUGACGUGGAGAUGAUGAUAAUCCACGUGUGGAGGACGGACACGGAAGGAGAGUUGUUAGGGAUUCUAUUCGGAAAGGUGAGGGACGACCAUUUGGAGCCAAUCACAAGCGAGAUUGUGGUGUUUCUGACGCAGCUCGUUGACGAUCUACCUCUGGAUAUCUUGUCGCACUGUGACGAGCUGGCCACACCGACGGUGCUUACCUGUACGUUGGUGCCACAUCUACUGUGGUCCACGUGUACGGAGCUCGACCGAGACAACUCCUACUACCCCUCCUCGGGCCACUAUCUGGUCAUUGACGUGACCGAUCUCACCUUGUGGGAUCCGAUCACUCGAAGGCUGGAAGCAACAGAAGAGCUAGAUGAAGAGGAGGAAGAGAGAGAGGAGGGGAGCGAAGAAGAAGAAGAAAACUCGGGGGCGGAAUGUGACGACCCCGAUUACCACGAGUCAGAGGAGGGCGAGCUAAAAGAAAGUGAGUCGGGCAGAUUGGGUAGCUCCAGCGAACGGAGUAAGGAAGAAGACAAAGCCGCAACUCAAAGGAGGCGGGAAAAGGCGGAAGGAAAGCGGCUAGUGCAAGAGUCGGACGGACGAGCUUCGUGGCUACUACAAGGUGAUCUGGCGCGCAAUCGAGAGCCACUGCAGGAGGAGCCUGGAGGAGAUGGUGUCACCACCACCGAGGGAUCCAAAAGCAAACGCCGUAGAAGAAGUUCUUCACAGGCUCAAUCCUCUCCACCACCGCAGUCCACCGUUCACAUACGUGGAGAUGUGGGCGCUCGGGCUUCAUCUCUGGUCGUUAUCUCGUUGUCCCCUUAAUUACCUCACCCUCCAUCAGUACGCGGGCUGCCCUCCGUUCCCUUCUAACAGGCAUCCUUUCCCGC
This is a messenger RNA of Chara braunii, 1150 nucleotides long. The record is from the annotation of a GenBank genome assembly. NCBI's taxonomy places the organism in Eukaryota, Viridiplantae, Streptophyta, Charophyceae, Charales, Characeae.